AAUGCAUUUUUUUGAUUUCAUUUUUUGGGAUUUUCCAGGCUGAAUAUUUCCGUCAUUUGCUGAAGCCCGUUACGUAGAUUAGUUUUUCAUCUUUUCAUCUGAGUUAAGCUGGAGUUUUUAGUUUUUUUCCUUGUUCUUGAAAGAAACUGCAAGUGAACUGUCAUUUCUUCUGCUACCUAUAUAUUUCUUCUGGUGAUUGUUUUGGUUGGAUGGGAGAAGGCUGUGGAUCCUGGUUUCCUCGGCCGCAAUUUACUUGGCAAUCACCCUACUUGAGUUCUUUAACUGCUCCUCUUUCUCUGGGGCAUCAAACUACCAUUCCCAAAUUUAUAAAUCCCGACACUAAUAUGGUUUCUACUGCCUCAGGGGCUCUGUCGGUUUAUGCAAAUACUGAGCUGCCACAUUUGCAGGUUGGCCAAGUUAAUGAACCUCGUGGUUGGUUCUAUUGUUUACCCCGCUUUCAGCAGGCAUUUACUCCUGCUUCAAGCCCCAUCUUGAAAGAGCAACUCCUUGCUAAUGUUUCUGAUAAUCAUGGGGAGGCAACUGCUCCCAAAGCAGGGUCUGGGUGCACUCAGAAGAGAUUCCUUGUUUUUGAUCAAUCGGGCGAUCAAACAACCUUGAUUUUCAGUCCUGCUUCUGGCACUCCUGUCAAGUGCGCGAAUCCUUGGAGUUCAAAAGCUCUUGGCGCUUACAAUCCAAAUGGGGAACAUCCUAUGGCUAAAGGAGAUCUGAAUCUCCACCUGGGACCAAUAUCAGGAGCUGCAUUUGAUGGAAAUGGUGCUGAUGUGCAAAGUGAAAUGCAUGAGGACACUGAAGAACUGAAUGCAUUGCUUUACUCUGAUGAUGAUGGUAAUUAUACUGAUGAUCAUGAUGAUGAUGAUGAUACUACAAGCACUGGUCAUUCGCCAAGUACUAUGACAGCUCACAAUGAGCAAUUGGAGGGAAGUACUGAAGAGGUUGCUAGUUCUGGCGGAACAACUAAAAAGAGGAAACUGUUUGACGGGGUUAAUGAUUAUGCUCCAUUGCUUAUGGACACUGCAACUUCUGUGAAACCCAAGCUAUCCUGUGAGUAUGAGCAUGAUGCUGAAUCCAGCUGUGCCAAUGGCAAAAUCUCACAGUCCAAUGAACUCAGUUCAUUAUCUGCCAAUAAGAGAAUGCGAAAAGAAAAAAUACGUGAGACAGUGUGUCUUCUGCGUAGCAUAAUUCCAAAUGGAGAAGGCAAAGAUGCUAUCAUGGUUCUUGAUGAAGCCAUUGGUUACUUGAAAUCCUUGAGAUUCAAGGCAAAAGAUUUGGGACUUGGUACCGCAUAAGUUGCCAGUUUUCUUGCUAGUUCUGGUAGUUGUUCUUGCCGUUUAUAGUUCUUUCGCAUUAGAUGUUUUCUAAUGGAGUGUCUACAAUAAGCCAGGUAAAUAUGGUUGUGUGCAGUGUGGAGUUGCAUAGAAUAAACUCUAGCAAAUUGGUGGGUGUAAAUUGGGAAAGAUGGUUGAGAUGGAGAGAUCUUGAACCCUUUCUGCAGUCUUUGUGAAUGAUUGAGUUGGCAACCAUUUGUUGUGGCCUGUGAUCUCUUUGGUCUCUAUAGAAAGGAGAGGAGGUUAGCAUAUCAAUGUCCCAAAAAAGGGAGGUGAAUCAUUAGUCUGUGUCUUGGGGUUUAGAGAAAGUAACACUUAUACAGCUGGGCAUGAGGGUCAGCUGUGUAAACGUGAAGCCUGCUUAUUCUGGAGGGACCCCCAUAAAGAGGUUGAGUGCACGCCGCUUAGGUGUUUUGGGACCCAGUUCUCACUUUCUCCACCUCUUUUGUAUUCUUGUCAUGUUUUUAUCCUUCUAGGAUUUUCAUUUCUUUGAUGUAGGAAACGGCAUGAGCAAAGAGCCUUCUUUGUUUCAUCAUGUAGCAACUAGAUGAUGUGGCCCCGUCGAAAUCACCAUCCUACUCAUCGCCAGUUGGACCAACUCAUGCUUUCAAGCAUCAUGUUGUUACCUAUCUAUCUUAUCUUCGUUUAGUAUGAUAGGGUUUUCAUUCUGUUGUACUUUGGUUGUAAAAAGACAUGUAUGAAUCCGAUCGUAUGCUGCUGUUUACUGCACCCGCUGCUGUUGUUUUGUUGUUGACAUGAUAGUAUAUCGUGGUUUGAUGUUAAUUUAUAAUUGCUUGGUGUUGCUGUUGUCUUUAUGCCUAUGUCUUCACAUAAAACUCACAUGCACGC
Messenger RNA from Rubroshorea leprosula, 2195 nucleotides. The record is from the annotation of a GenBank genome assembly. NCBI's taxonomy places the organism in Eukaryota, Viridiplantae, Streptophyta, Magnoliopsida, Malvales, Dipterocarpaceae.